AUGGCAUCGAGAAGCUUUUUCCUGAUCGGGGAUGACCCGUCGACGGCACAGUCUAUUGAAGUUGCCCAGGAACUUGAUUUGAACGGCUUGAAGUCCGUCGUUGCUCGGUCCUUCCAUAUCAUUCAACCAGCUGGGGUCUCCUUCCACGUGUCCAAUAACCCCAUCAGCAAGAUCGGUGAAGUGCUAGAUUCAAAUGAGCCUAUCGGUAUCAGGAUCGGCAACCAUGGUGUACGAGAGCCUUCUGGUCCGAAAGGUCUUCCCUUGGUGGGUAGCUUCUAUGAAAUCUUUCCAGAUCACCUUGGUAAUCAUUUUCGCCUCUUUCGCAAAUACGGAGGAUUGAUCAAGACUACCAACAUGGGAAAGACAAAUUAUCUCACGGAUGAUCCUGAAAUAGCAGCUAUAGUGCUCAACGAAUCGCUGCACUUCACUAAAAGAAUCACCGACGACCAUCCCCUUCGGGGCGUGAAAGACAACAUCGCUACAUUUGUCAGUGAUACCGAAACAGAGACGUGGCGUCUUACUCACAAAUACCUCCCAACUUCCAUGGGACCUAAGGCGGUGCGGCACUAUGCGCCGCUGAUGCAGGAGACUGUUCGACGUUCAUUCGCUGUGUUUGACACAUUUUCCGAAAACAUGCAAUCGUGGAACGUCUAUCAGUAUAUGACCAAGCUUGCUUCUGAGACUGUGGGCAAGGUCAUUCUCGGGGAGGAAUUCGGCCACCUGGCUGAAAUUGACGCGCCUUUUCAUCCAAUCGUCAUGUCGAUCUUGAACAUGUUUGCGCUCAACAAAAAGGUGGCCUCUCGCGGAUCUUGGUACCGAAAUCUGCCUUUUGGUGAUCCCCGAAAAUUGAGAGAAUCGCAUCGACUUUGUUACACACUAGUCGAAGAAAUCGUGGCUAAAAUCGAGAAAUCCGAUGGAGCGAUGCAAAAAAUGCCGAUGGCGAAUGCAGCUCUAAAUGCAUCUAGCCUGGUAGAGUAUUUGAUCAACGCCACCGAUGAGAAGGGGGAGACAUUUCCACGUUCGAUGAUUGUCCCUAACAUCUCCAUGUUAACGUCCGCUGGAUUCUCAACUACGGCUUCUCUUUUGUCGUGGCUUAUCUUUUGCCUGACUACCUACGAGUGCAAUCAAGACCGUCUUCUCCAGGAGCUAGUGGACAUGGGCGUCACACCGAGCACGGAUUGGAACGUGGAUUUGGUGAAUAAAUUAUUGUUCCUUGACAAGUUUGUCAAAGAGACUCUACGUCUUCACAAUCCUGCUUUUCAGCCCGCUCGAACAACCAAGACGGAGGUGAUUUUGCCUGGCGGCUAUCGCCUCGAACCGGAUAGUGUAGUUGUUUGCGCUCUUUACGACCUCCACUCUAACCCCGAACACUGGAGUGAUCCAACCCAAUUUCAACCAGACCGUUGGGAUACUGAUAAGGUUAAAAGCCGUCACCGUGCGGCUUUUCUUCCCUUUGCCAUGGGGGGACGUGGCUGUAUCGGUUUCAACUUUGCUCUUCUCGAGGCGAAAAUUCUUUUCAGCGAAUUAGUAUAUCGCUAUGAGUUUGCCCUCGAUGACGAAGAUAAGGUUCAAUAUGAUCCCGAAUUCCAACUUGUCCGUCCACUCAAUCUCUACGUUUCAGUCAAGAAAAGGACAAGUUGGCCCGAGGGGUCAUUGAAUGGUAGGGCCUAA
This is a messenger RNA of Penicillium roqueforti, 1671 nucleotides long. RefSeq names its product cytochrome P450. Bases 1 to 1671 code for a protein of 556 amino acids. The transcript is spliced from 2 exons. Gene Ontology annotation, molecular function: iron ion binding; heme binding; monooxygenase activity. Lineage: Eukaryota; Fungi; Ascomycota; Eurotiomycetes; Eurotiales; Aspergillaceae. The record is from RefSeq and is a predicted model, not a curated record.